AUGCGAGGUCUGGAAAGAGAAAAUGAGCGCAUUUCGGAGCAGUUGGAAGAAGAGAAAGCGGUAACAAGAAAUGGCUUUCCAUUUAGAUCAAGAACGUUUGCAGCGUCAUUCAAUUUGUCGUGACGAGAACGUUGUCAAGGAUAGGGAGUUAGUGAAAACGCGUAAAGUUCUCAAGGAUUGCGAAGAGGUGAAUUUCGAAACUGUAUAUUGUACGCAAUAGCAACAUUUUCAGAAAAACUGUUAUCUAUCUGCGGAAGUCCUCAAAUUAACUCAACAACUGGAAAAAACGCAGAAGUCGAUAGACCACAUGAAAAGAGCAGGAUUGCUGGAAUCUCUGAAACCUUCUGCAAAAGCGCACGAGAACGUUCCUAUCGGAAAGAAAGAGGAAAAGGCAGUGGAGCACGAAGAGAAGAAGUUUGGCACUUUCGCAGGUUACACAACUGCUUUGUCAAAGUACAAAAAGAAGAGAGUAGUGUCGGACGCCAUCGCAUUUCUAAAAUCUGGGACCACUACUUCCGAAGAUUACAACGAACUGAUACGCAGUAUCUUGAAGAGGUCCUGUAAGGACGACGCGAUUCAUUUCAAACUGAGUGCUCAAGAAACAUUCAUCUUAAGGUGUUCCCUACACCUAUCGGACGGAGCACUCAAGUUCUUUAAGAGGUUCGGCGUGGAAAAGCUAGGAUUCGACAUUUUAGCUAGCAGACCAGAAGUUUCCGCUCUGCGAAAGGAACUUGACCGUUCUUUCAAUUAUAUUUGCCACGUCGAUGAGCACCAAACAGUUCUACCUUCCGGUCGGAUGACCACUGUGAGAAGUGGCCGUCUCCUCGUGAUGAACUUGGAGAACGAAUUAAGUAUGAGACUGACUCGCCUCGAAGAGAACGGCAGGCUGAUCUUCGAUGAAGCCACCGGAGGUAGAUUGAUGUUAUAUUCCAUGGUUUAAACUGUUUUCAGACGACAUUGUGUGCAGUCUGGCUGGAGACAAGGGAGCAGAAGAAACCAAAGUAUGCAUAGCAAUCGAGAAUACUUCCGAUGCGAAUAGUCCUGACGGUUUCAUCCUUCUUUGCGUGUACGAAGGGGCUGACAAUGCUGAUGAGUUGAGGCUGAAAGUGAGUGACGUGUUCGAAAUGUUCAAUAAGAUGCAAACAAUCACGUAUCGUACAAAACACGGCAGUCAGACGAAAAAAGUCCGGAAGCAUGUAAUCGGAGACAUAAAGUUCCUUUCAUCGGUUUACGGACACCAAGGGCAAUCGGCGUCCUGUCCUUGCCACAUCUGUCCUCUAUCUUGGUCUUAUCGUGGUCAGAGCCGAGUGACACUGGAGGAAGUGGACUUUGAUGCGCAUCCAGAUCCGAGAACACUCAAAACGUACCGAAGAGAUUCACAAGCAGGAAGUAAUAGUGUCCGUCAGAACUCCGAGCCACUGUGUGACGUAGAACCGGCAGAUGCAAAGCUUCCCACAGUGCACUUGACUUCCGGAGUUUACGAAUACUAUUUUGAACAAUGGUUCAUUGGUCAAUGCAAUGCGAUUGAUGUGACAUCCGUCGAAAUCAACACUCUGCGAGAACAGAAAAAGAAACUGGCACGACUGAUUAAAAAAGAGAAAGCGGAAGAGGAAAGUCUGAUGUUGUACUCAGCUGCCGCCGAUGAAGCACACUGCGCUGCAACUUCAUACAAUAUCAUUAUGAAGAGCCCCGUUUGCCACCUGAAGAAGCCGAUCCGCAUUUGUGACUCGUCGGUCUGCAUUGUGAACCAUCUUUCGAAAGAAAAAGUCCGUGACGAAUGGGUACAGUGCGACGCUUGCAACAAAGACUUUCACUUCUGCUGCACGUCCGUAUUUAGUCCAGAUGAAAAAGCAGAAGUGUCGAGGUGAGGAGGUAAAAAAGUAUGUCAGUAGUAAAGAAGUGUUCAGGGAAACUUCAAGAUAUAUUUGCGAUGAGUGUCAACAUCUUUCGCUUCAUGAUCGACGACAAAAAGCAGCUAAAGCGUGGAACGCGUUGCGACAACGCACAACUGAACUAUCAAAUGUGUAUCAAACGCUAUACGACGAAAGAGUGGUACUGGAGCGAAGCAUCUUUCAACCAACUGGUAGGAAACGAAAACAAUAUGAACGAACUCUGCUGGAAUUGGGAUGCGACACCCACGUCUGGUUUGAAGCUCAUACAGGAAACCAAAUCAGAAAGGUAUUACGUGAAGAAAGUAUCGACAAAAUCAUGACCAUUUUCCCCGACAAUGGAAAAAACCGACUUGUGAAAAAUGCUUUGUACGGACUGGCAAAAAUCAUGACUUUGUCGAGCAAGGCGGUGUACUCCGAGUUGGAGAUUGACGACAUCGAAGCGACUGUGAAGAAGUUUCUGGGUGACAUGAAAAAAGCCUUCGCCAAAGAACCAGUGAUUCCGAAGAUGCAUGUCCUGGGAUGCCAUCUCAUCUCCUUUUUGAGAAGACACCACUCGUGGGGCAAGUGCAGCGAACAGGGAAUGGAGCACUUCCAUGCACGAUAUAACACGCUGAAGAAAACGUUCCAUCCUGUUCGUAACGUUGAGAAUCGGACACGGCUGAUGGCUGGCGAAGUUUGUAUCAGAAACUGGUUGUUUGACAAAGGACUCGUGUAAUGCGUGAAAUUAAUUGUCUGCUCAUUUCGAUGUAUUCUGCCCUUUCCUUCUUUCCAUUCAUUUCUCCCGUCGUGCAAACACGUGGUCAUUUGGCGACGUGCCUCUGCAGCGCUCCGAUCUUCCCUUCCUUUUUUCAUUACCCUUUUAUGAAUGCGGUUUUCAUGGACACUCCAGAAUAUUUUUUCAAGUUUCUUGUUGCUGCUUCGAAGUACUGAUCAUAUUCAACAUAUUCCCGUAGAAAGCGGGAAAAAUGAAUCAGUACUCUUCCGAGAGCACGCACCUGAAGUCAGCAGAAAACUGUCGCUCUUUCAGAAGACGUUUCCGUGGACACUCCAGAAUAUUUUUUCAAGUUUCUUGUUGCUGCUUCGAAGUACUGAUCAUAUUCAACAUAUUCCCGUAGAAAGCGGGAAAAAUGAAUCAGUACUCUUCCGAGAGCACGCACCUGAAGUCAGCAGAAAACUGUCGCUCUUUCAGAAGACGUUUCCGUGGACACUCCAGAAUAUUUUUUCAAGUUUCUUGUUGCUGCUUCGAAGUACUGAUCAUAUUCAACAUAUUCCCGUAGAAAGCGGGAAAAAUGAAUCAGUACUCUUCCGAGAGCACGCAUCUGAAGUCUCCGAUGAAACUUCGUUGGCCACCGAAGUGUGAAAUCGGUGCUCCCAGUGUGGCUUACACGAUUAAUUCCGUUAAAUUUUUGAUGAUAUGGUCAUGAAAAACCCUCGGGCAACGUUUUCAUCACGAAAUAACGGAAGAUGAUUUUGAUUCUCACUUGUAGCACGCAUAAUCAACCGCAACACGAAAAAUGCAAAUUUCGUACUGACGCCGGCAUGUUUUUCAGAAUUUUUUGUUGCUCUUUGCAAGUUUUGCUCAUGAUAAACACGUUCAUGAAGAAAAACGGAAAGGUAAAUCAGUAUUCUUCCGGCGGCGUUCCGAGCGCCACGCCAACUCUCAUUUCGCUUCUCGAGCGACAGUAGGCAAGCGAGAGAGUGCGAGACAAGGAGAAUGCUGCCGGCGACGCAGAGAGCACGCGUACUUGCUUGCGCUUUUCUCGUGCAGGAGACCGUGCCAUCAAUUCGCACGGUGGAAGAGUUUCUGCAAUAGUUCGGCCACCGGAAUUUUCUAGGCCACACUCGCAACUCAAGCAGUCAGCGACGACGGCGGAAAUGCGCACGGUCAGUUUUUGCCGGAAAAAAUGCGAAAAAAUGUAUCUAAUUUUUUUAGAACGAAGAUGCGUGCAUUACUGCGCGAAGAUCGAUAACGCGGAGAAGGACGAACAUCGAUAACGCGGAACAUCGAUAACGCGGAGAACGAGCGGCUUCAGAGGAUUCUCGAAGAGCGAAUUCAUUAUUUCCGAUCGAUUCUGGAGACGAAUCCGGUCGAAAGUGCCGAAGUGUACGAACAGUGCAUUCUCGAGUGUAUUCGUUAGCUUUAAGAUGAAUUAGACCGCCCUUAGUACGUUUCUUUAAAAGCAUGUCCCUAAAAUUAGUGUAUUUUUGCAGUGACAGAAGCAGAUUCGCACCACAUUCGCUCGUUGAUCACCGAUUAUCAGAUUAUUAUAGAACGGCACAUCGGAGUGCUUCGGCCGACGAUUGUGCUCAAUUGGAAGGACGACUUCUACCCGGAGCCCAAAAUUAUUCAUAUGGCCAGGUAACUCACUGGAAAAUCCCGCCGAUUUUCACAUUUUCCCCGUCAGAAUCACCGAGUACUGGCCGGAGAAGCAGGUGAUCGAGGACCGCAUCACAAAGUCUCAGUUCGAUCCGUCGUUCUGCCGCCUUUUGCGCACUGACGAACAGUGGAAACGGCAGUUUUUCAUGGAUCCGGAGAAGGAAAAUGAGGCGGUGAUGAAACUUAUUGAACCAAGUGGGCUCUCUAAUGUGCUUGAUUAUCUGGUUUUUUUAAUUGUUGCCACACCAAAUUUCUGACUUUCUGCCACGGAUUUUGCAAUAACGCAAAACUCGUCGGAAUCCGCCAUUCUCUGACAUAGAAAUAUUCGAAAUAUUACAGUAUUUCAUAAAGAAAACUACUCGAUUUUCAGGAAAAAAUGUUAACGAAAAGGACGUACGACAGCAAGGACAAACCGUUGUUCAAUGA
Caenorhabditis sp. 36 PRJEB53466 is the source of this 4695-nucleotide messenger RNA. The record is from the annotation of a GenBank genome assembly. Lineage: Eukaryota; Metazoa; Nematoda; Chromadorea; Rhabditida; Rhabditidae.